UAUUGCACCCAAAGUACCUUAUUCUUCCUUUUCGGCCAAAUUUGAAAUUUUUAGUUAAUUAAAUAAAAUUAAUGUGGUUAUUAUUACCUAAAAAAAAAUACCUAGUAUUUACCUAAUUAAAAUUUAGACAAUCCUAAUUAGCAAAUAACAAGCAGUUCUCAGAAUCUUAAACAAAAACCUUAGAUUUAGAUUCAGAACUUCACAUGUAUAAAUGGAGAACGUGUGUAUCCGCGUCAGAUUCUCACCACUCAUGAAAAACAUUUCCAAAAAUAAUUCAAAAUGUUGUCUUGAAAUUGUACCCCUAGUAACAUGUAUGGAAAACAUUGAUAAGAUAAAAUGGAAACACAAAAAGGAUAAAAUCGAAUACAUAGUCCCAAUGAAUUAUAAAAUAAUAAUAAAAAAGUUAAAACCAUAUCAUGACGCCAUAAAGAGUUACUAUUCGUGUGUCGAUCUAUUACCGUCUUCAUUAUCUAAUCUAGAUAAAGAUACAGCUGAUAUUUAUAGAGUCAUAAGUGAAAAUAUUGUAUUCAAUAAGGAAAGAACUGAUUUAAUGGCGCUUAAAAACAUGCCACCACGUGAUAUAAAAUUGGAUAAGACUAUGCACCAUAUAAGCAGAUCGACAAAUCCAAUCAAAUAUUCUGACGUAAGCCCUAAGUGCAUCGACUUAUCAGAUCCUUUACUUACGUUAGUUAAUAUACCUGAAACUCUAACAUCUUUGAACCAACCCAUUCAAAUAGAAAAAGAUGAAGGUCUGCACUGUCUAUUAAUAUUUUUGUAGUUUGAUUUUAAAAAAAUGUUGAACGAAAUUACUGUUGAUAGUAAUAAUUCAAUCAAAGUUCUACGAACUUUACCAUUUGAUGUGGUAGCUGUGCCUCAAACGAAUAUUUCUGAAAUGUUAGAUACAGCUAAAGACACCAUAUCUAAGCCAGUAAAUAUUAAAAUCAAACUUAAAAAUAAAGAAGACAUAACACACGGAUUCGGAGUUACUAUUCCAAAGUUUUCAACAACUGGUCCAAAAAAAGUACGACUUGUUAGUAGCGAUCAAACCAUAAUAUCAUUUGACCUAUUCAUGGAAAACGAUGAUGAGGAAAAGGUUCCAAAAAAACCUCAUAAAUUUUUCAAGCUUUUUAAAGCUAGCGGAUGUUUCAGUAAUCAAAACGAUGAUGAUGUUUAUCCCUAUUUACCUAACUCAUCCAAUGAAACAUAUAGAGCAAAAAGCACAUCAUACGUAAAUGACCUGCAAGAUAAUAAAAGAGUUGAAGAAAAAUUUGCUCUGAAAAAAACCCCUUCACCGAUGAUCUUUAGUAACAUUACACUAAGGACGCCUACUUUUUUGGGUAAAUGCAAACCAGGUGGUUGCUUAGAUCCACCUUUCGGUGAAGACAAAUAUAUCUACAAACCAAAACAUAAAAUAUUAGCGAUUGAUCAAAAAAAUAUUGAAGAGCAAGGUUUGGUUAUAAAUAUUAAAGAUACAAAAAAUACAGCUAACGAUAUAGUUAAACCAGAUACUAGUUCACAAGAUUCACUAAACAAAAGUUUUAUCGAAAAAACCUACUCUCAUUCGCUCAUUACAUAUCCACCAGCUUUAUCGUCUAAUGAAAGGGUCAAAGAAGAUAUCCAAAGUAAAAGAUCAAAACUGAGAACUUCUACUGAAAAGAAAGUUAGAAUAUCUGUCAAUGAGUUUUCAGACACUUAUUUUAUGCCACCUAAAAAACAAAAAAGUAAGAAUAACGAAAAACUCAGUACUGAAUUUAUCGUAGACCCAAACGGAAGAGAUGAUAGUUGUGAUACUAAGAGUAAAAUAGAUACGUUUGCCUUGACUAGUCAAAAAGAGCAUAUGCUUUUAUCCACAAAUGAGCCAUUUAACCAAGAUAUAGGACCAAUAAUAUUAAAUCCUCGCAUAAAUGAGAGUUACCAUAAAUUGUCUGAUGAUAAUUUUGUAAAUGAUGAUAAAAAUGUAACCAUUGGUGAGUCAUCUGAUAUAAAUAUACAAAAUCAAAUAUUAAAAGGUGGUCCUAUCUCUGUGGUGAGUGCUUCAGAACUUAAAUUAAUCGACGAUACUGCCGAAAAGAAAAUAAAUAGUUUAGCAACUCCACAGACAAAUAUAUCAUCUGAGGACUCCGAAAACCAUGAUGAAAAGACAAAAACAGAUAUUAAUCUAUUCGAAACAAAUCUAGGUAGCUUGUCUAUUACUACACCUUCAUUGAUUUAUAAAAAUACAAUGAUUACUGAAAACGUACCUAUCACAGCUAAAAACUCUCAAAUAACAAUACUGGAAAGCAAACCUAAUGACAUCCUUUACGAAAUAAAGUCCAUGCCGAAACAGUUAAUAGAUAACCAUUUACUAGCAAGCCAAGAACAAAAUAAAUUAAAAUCACCAAAAGAAAAUCUAUCCUUAAGAUCUGAAUAUUUAGACAGUAAUAAUGAAACUAAAAUCAAAGGACAUCUUAUAACUUCGGAUGAGUUUACUUUGACAAGCUCUCAAACUGAGUCUCAAACUGUAGUUACUGACAUAGCUGAAAACGUUCUACAAGUUUCUUUGACUAAAAAUGCUAAAUUAGUUAACAGUAAUGGUCAGUUAAUACAACAUAAAGAAUCUGAUCAUUCAUCUGUAAAAGAACAAAUACAAGACAUAGCUGAUAUGCACCAGAAAGGAUUGCAACAAAACAGAUCGUUUCAAGACGUAGCAAGCACAGCAACCAUUGUCGAAAAGGAUAAGAGUAACACGAAUAAUAUAUUUGUAAAACAUAACUCUGCUAAAAAAGAAUAUGAAAAGAAUGACCAAGACUUGGCCACUUUCUUGCUGAGUGAAGCUAAAUCGAUUCAAAUAUCCAGUGAAGAAGCUCUUACAGAUUUAAUUAGUACCAAAUCGUAUAAAAGUGAGAAAAAAUCCAGCGCUAUUGCUGCUGAUUUUAAAUCUGAUAGGAAUAAUAUGAUAUCGGAUAAUAUUGAUUCUAAAAUUGAAACAGAACUAGCAACUGCAUUACAAAAAAAGAUUAGCUCAACAUUGCAAACACAAGAAAAAGAUAAUAAUGUUCUUAAUCACUACGAAAAUAAAAACAGUUUAGAUACUCACCAAAUUAUGAAAGUGACAUCUUCACUCAAUUUAACGUCACCACAAGCAUUGCCAGAGAAGACCAGUUCAAUAUUGCAUACACAAGAAAAAGAUACCAGUAAAAUAGACCCUGUUAACGAUACCAAUAAAAUUAGUUUAUCUACAAGUCAAAUUCUAAAUUUGCCUUAUCCUAUCCUUUGCCUAUCGGAUAAAGCUACUACACAGACAGAUAACUUUGAAAUGCAUAGUUUAGAUGAGGUUGCCCAGGGUUUAAUCAGCAUUGAUCCAGUUGAAAUUAGUAAUUUAAAAAAUAUUGAUACUGUCAGUCACUAUGGUUUAUCCACUGACAUCGUUACUGAAAAAGAAGCAUCUGUUGAUAAAAAUCUCCCAGAAAUUAAACCUCAGUUGCAAUUAAUUUAUAAUGAAGAAAUUCCAAUACUAACAGGUAAUGAGGUGGUAAGGUAUGUUUCUUCAGAUGUUACGAACUUUUUUAAUGAAACUGCACAAGGUUGGUCUGAAAAUAAUUCAAAAGACUAUCCCGAUUUUUAUCGAGAACCAUUAAAAAUGAAUAUUCCGGAAAUUUACCCAGGAAGUUUAAAAGAAGCUAAGAUAACUGAUGAUGAAGUUAAUGUGAUGAAAUCUGAAGAAGAAAGUAUCCUUGGGAAUAAAAAUUCGUCAAUAGAAAUAAAUUUAGGCUUUUGCGCAUACGUAAAUGAUAACAAUGAGACUAUAAUAAAAACUUUUGACACUUCUGAGUAUUUAAAAACAGAUCCACGGGCUAAAAUAACAAUAAUUAAGUCGAUAAUUAGAAAAAACGACAGCGGGAUAAGAAUACCAAUCAAUUCAGAGAUGGACCUUACUUUACAAAUUAAAAACAAUCUCAAUAAAGUUUCAGUAAAUAUUUCUGAACGGGACAUUGAUGAUAUCAUAAAAGAAUCGACAGAUAAGGCUUUAAGAAAAUCAUUAAAUAAAGAUAAAUUAUUACAAGAAACUCUGGUCUCAGUUUAUGAUAAUUUGGUUCCUGUUCAGACCAUAAUACGGAACUUAAAGCAAGAGACUGAUUUGUUAACUCAGCAACAAGUUUUAUUAAGAGAAAUGUUAAACACAAUGAAAACAACAUCCGUAAAAAUUAUUAAUACCAACAAUAAGAUGUGCACUUGCAAAUAUUCAAUGUGAUUACGGAGCAGGUAAGGUUUUCAUCGUAACACGCGGAGGUGCCUGAGAAGCAUAUCUUCAGCGUCUAAUUGCUACCGCAGGUUUUUUCCAAGGCUCGUUCUUUCGAUAAUGUACCUAUCUAUAUUUCGAUAGAGAGGCCAGACGCUCGGGCCUCGGACCCAUGGACCAUA
Molecule: messenger RNA, 4401 nt
Organism: Maniola jurtina (meadow brown)
Lineage: Eukaryota; Metazoa; Arthropoda; Insecta; Lepidoptera; Nymphalidae
Exons: 8
Coding region: 794-4231 (1145 amino acids)
Source: RefSeq, a predicted model, not a curated record